AUGUGGCUAAUAGCUUGUGUAUGCAGUGUCGUGGCGCUAGUAUGCGCCACCGCUUUUGUAUUUUACAGGAAAUCGUGGGACCCUAAAGGCAAGUACGUGCUUGUGACAGGUGGUUCGCAAGGAUUGGGUUUAGCCCUCGGCAAGCUCCUCGCAUCGCGUGGCGCGCAUGUUAUUCUAUGCAGUCGUACAGAAUCAAAAUUGCAAUCGGCCACACAGGAAGUGAUGGCUACUCGUCUAUCGUCAUCGCAGCAUGUAUCCUAUGUGGUUGCUGAUGUGUCAUCAUUUGGUGGCGCAUCAGCGGCUGUGUCGCAGUGCCCUGCUCCGAUUGAUGCUGUCUUCUGCUGUGCUGGGGGAGCCAAGCCGGGCUAUUAUCUUGAGCAAACAGAGCAGGACUUCCAGGAAGGACUGCGUCUUGAUUACUGGACCGCUCUAGCGACAAGUCACGCUGUGGCGAAAUCCAUGAAGCAGCAUCAAAAGCGCGGUAAGAUUGUGUUUGUGAGCAGUGUCUUGGGUAUGAUGGGUAUGGUGGGCUACGCACAAUAUUCGCCGAUGAAGUUCGCUAUUCGAGGUUUGGCCGAAUGCCUUCGUUCGGAGCUUUUGCUGUAUAGCAUUGAUGUGCACAUCUAUUUCCCUGCCACCAUUCUUACUCCAGGCCUCGAAGUGGAAAACCAAACCAAGCCAGAGCUUACGAAGCAGAUUGAGGGAACUGAUGAGGGCCAGACACCUGCUCAAUGUGCUGCGCACUUGCUUCGCGGAGUUGAAAGGAACGAGUACAGUAUUACAGAUGGCUUGAUCGGCUGGCUCUUCCGGAUCUCUUCUGGUGGCUCAGCCCCUGGUAGCAAUGUGUGGGUGGACUCUCUCGCUAUGCUACCUGCUCGCUGGGCUGCCAUUGGUUGGCGCCGGUUCUUUGCUGAUAGCGCCGUGCUUCAGCAUGCUAGGAAAGCAUAA
Malassezia pachydermatis is the source of this 948-nucleotide messenger RNA. Its product is annotated as oxidoreductase. The record is from RefSeq and is a predicted model, not a curated record. Bases 1 to 948 code for a protein of 315 amino acids. NCBI's taxonomy places the organism in Eukaryota, Fungi, Basidiomycota, Malasseziomycetes, Malasseziales, Malasseziaceae. The transcript has 6 exons. Gene Ontology annotation, molecular function: 3-dehydrosphinganine reductase activity. Gene Ontology annotation, biological process: sphingolipid biosynthetic process. Gene Ontology annotation, cellular component: endoplasmic reticulum membrane.